Labrus mixtus (cuckoo wrasse) is the source of this 1050-nucleotide messenger RNA. RefSeq names its product axonemal dynein light intermediate polypeptide 1-like. The transcript has 5 exons. Bases 70 to 864 code for a protein of 264 amino acids. The record is from RefSeq and is a predicted model, not a curated record. Gene Ontology annotation, cellular component: filopodium; axoneme. NCBI's taxonomy places the organism in Eukaryota, Metazoa, Chordata, Actinopteri, Labriformes, Labridae. Gene Ontology annotation, molecular function: dynein heavy chain binding.
UCCCUGUAGCUGAAUCACAGACCAAAGAGUUUCUGCUUUUAUUUAGUUCAAAUUAUCAGAUUCAAAAAGAUGAAUCCACCAGCCGAAUCUCUCCUCAAAUACGAUCGUCCAGUUUUGAUCAGGAAAAGCACUGACAGAAAAUCACCAAAGGGGCGCCCUUUAAAAGUGAGUCCACAGCAGGUGGGGGAAUGGUCUACCCCUGUUCCACCACCUCCAAAAUCCAAACCCACCUCUACUGACACCACCAAGCAGGAAGAUGAGGAGAUCCUAAACGCCAUCCUUCCACCCAGGGAAUGGACUGAAGGAACCCAGCUGUGGGUGCAGAAAGUGUCCAGUGCACCUUGUACAAGAACAGAUGUUAUUGACCUAGAGGAGCUCCUGGACACAAAGCUGUACCAAAGGCAGGCCAGACAGACAGGAAUCUGCCCUGUCUGCAGGGAGCUCUAUUCUCAGUGCUUUGAUGAGCUCAUCAGACAGGUGACCAUCAGGUGUGCUGAGAGCGGCCAGCUGCUCUCGCGGGUCAGAGAUGAGAUUCAAAUGACUAUUCCUGUCUGCCAGACUCUGUAUGAAAGCGGUGUGGCCUUUGGUAUGAGGAAAGCCCUUCAGUCAGAGCAGGGAAAGGUUGACAUGGAGAAAAAGAUUACUGAUCUUGACGAUGAGAAACUGGAGCUGAAGAAGCAACUGAACGAACUCAAGUCUCAAUGUGAUGCCAUUGAAAAACAAGACACUGAAAGCGGACAGAUUGAAGAAAAGAUGCACGAGGAAGAGAUCCAGUUCCUCAAGAGAAGCAACCUGGAGCUCAAGGUGACGUUUCAAGACUUCAUACCACAGAAAUAUAUCUUCCCCCUGCACUUGUUCCUGUAGUGGAUGUGGUUAUGAUGUUAAUAUUCUUAUUUUGUUUUCCUCUUUAGACCCAACUGCAAAUGAUCCUCACACCAAAGAAGUAACACCACCAUCAAUAACAGAGUGGCCGUUUGACUGCACACAAUGUGACAUUUUUCUUGUUUCUAAAUAUCUAUCAAAGUAAAUUCCCCACAGUGUAAUCAGAAA